Ciona intestinalis (vase tunicate) is the source of this 3227-nucleotide messenger RNA. The record is from RefSeq and is a predicted model, not a curated record. Lineage: Eukaryota; Metazoa; Chordata; Ascidiacea; Phlebobranchia; Cionidae.
UGGCGUGAACACUUGUUCAUGUGAAAAAUAAAUCAUGUCAAAUGAAUAUCUUAUUUUAUGUCAACAGAGUUGCAUAGGAAGAAGUGUAUUGACUAAACAAGCUUUCUGCAUACACAUCAUAUAUGGAUGUAAUACACAGGAUGUAUCGUUUGUAAAGAACAAUACUUGAAAUGGAAAUAAUGAAUCAUAAGCUAAAUCAUACUUGUUGCUGGUUAACAUUUACAUCUUAGUACUAAGUAUAGGCAAUAGUUAAAGCUGUAUAAGAAUAGCUUGAUAUAUAAAGUGGUUGGCCUUCCUUGGCAUUUUAAACAGUGUUUGAUCAUGUUAUGUGUAAGACUGAUAUGAAAGGUUCAGGGUGAGACAAAAUGAACAAAUCCUAAUUUUCGGUAUACAGUGUUCAUUUAUAAUUCAUAUAAAGUAAGCAUUGGAGUGAGUUGGCGAACUAACAGUUUGUGACAUGUAUUGUACUAGUGAGAAACAAUGAAAAAAAGUGAAAACAGUUGGUUGCUACUUUCCAGAUUGCUUUAAAAGUUUUGCACAGAUGGGAAGAUAGAUAAUGGUGCUGAAGAAAAUGAUUUUUGUUGCUCAUGUUAUGUUACUUUUACUGGUAACCAUCACAACAACUAUACAAGGAUGUCCAGACAACUGCCGCUGCUCAACAACGCCAGUGGUUAUGGAUUGCACACAAGCAGACACAACCAACCUUUUAACAACAAUACCAACUAUUCCCAAUGCAGCAGUUCAGGUUAUUUUGGACAACAACAGAAUUUCAACCAUCAAUGAAAAUGAUUUCCAAAAUACUGGAGAAUCUUUGGUUUAUUUAAGCAUGGAAAACAACAGUAUAACUUCAAUUGGCCAAAAUGCAUUUGGACAUGUUACAAACUUAUUAGUGUUAAGUCUUUCAAGAAACAGCAUUAACCGUUUGGAUCAAAAUAUGUUCAUAGGGUUGAAUAAGACAAGUGUGCUUAAUAUGGAUAACAACAAUAUUGCUGGUUUAGAGUGUGGAACAUUUGCACCGAUGGAAAGUUUGCAGUAUUUACGUUUCGCUCAAAAUAGUCUAACCUCUGUUGCCAGCUGUACAUUCAUGGGGCUUAGUCGAAUUGUGUCUCUGGAUUUAUCAAACAACAAACUCACACAAAUAUCCAGUGAAGCCUUUGUGAAUAUGCAGCACUUGAAGAAUCUACAUCUAAAUAAUAACUUCUUAGUUACACUAUCUGCAGAAUGGUAUGCAGGCAAACAGCUUGCUGUUGUGACUUUAUCAGGAAAUCCAUGGCUAUGUGAUUGUGGUUCAUACACAACUAUACAACAAGCUAUGGAAGCAGGACCCGAGACAAACUGUAGAGAUGACAACAUGUGUGUUGUGUGCAACAACCCACCAAGAUAUAGACUUGUAACUUUUACAACCAUCAAUGAAUCAAUGUGGCAAGAAUGCGAUGCCAGUAUGCUUACAACUCUACCUCAUAGAGAUAUAGAAAGAGACACCGAAAUACUGACUACAAAUGAACAACACAGCACACAUAAAGUAGUUAGGUCUAUUUCAAGACGAAUUCUUCUUUCAGACACAACUAUUCAAAAGGAAGGCGUGCUACAAUGCAACCCUGACAACACCACUUGUUGGUUGGCACCUUACCAAAACAUAACAUACAUCCUGAAGAAAAACAUUCCAGUAACGCUACAGCAAUUGCAUCUGGCACACAAUCUAUUUCAAUUUAUAAAUGUAACAGAUUUCCAUGAUAUUGUGAAUUUGACUAAUCUUCAGUUGUCUUCCAACAUUAUCUCAAAUAUCGAUGAUUUCUCUUUCACUCAGAAUGACAAACUACUUAUAUUAAACUUGGCCAACAAUCGUCUCAGUACAAUUAAUGUGAACACUUUUGCUGGCUUAUCGGGUUUGAUGAAUCUCUACUUACAGAACAACAGAAUAACUACCAACCUUACUGCUGGUAUAUUUCAACACCUUACCAGUUUAGAAGGUUUAUAUUUGAGUGGAAACCAAAUUUCCCAAAUUGACAAUUGUGCUUUCUGCAACAUUACCAGUAUAGUUAAUCUUGAACUUAACAACAACAGUAUAUCAGUUUUGCAGAAAGACGCUUUUAAGGGCUUGACAAGAUUACAAACCUUGUCUGUUUCACACAACCAAAUCACACAAUUUGACUUUACGGUUCUCAGAGGAAACCCACCUCGUACUCUACUUACGGAGGGUAACAAUUGGGUGUGUGACUGUGCAAUGAAAACUAUGGUGGAUUCUUUUAAUGGAACUUUCCCCAUCUCCUGUGUUAGUGUAGGAAUUGGUAGCUUAUGCAUUCAGUGUGCAACACCCAACAAUCUAGCUGGCUUGCUAUUGAACACACUACCUAGAAGUAAUGUGGCAGGUUGUGAGCCGACAACGACUGCUGCAACAAUUAAUUCAACAACAACUGCAACAUUUAAUUCAUCGAGUGCAACAACACCUGUGACAAUAAUGGCAACAAAUAUUUCAACAACUGCUGCAAACUCCACAAUGUUACCUAAUCAAACCACAAACCCGUCUCCAACAACAGCUGUCCCUUCAACAAGUAACACGACGGCAACACUGCAACAUAAUUCCACAACCACAACUACAAAAGCCAACACCCCAACCCCUGGAUUUAUAUCAAGGAAAGCACAAAUAGAGAAAAUUCUGUAUAUUGUGAUUCCUGUAGUUGGAGGAUUACUGCUUGUGAUAGCUAUAGCACUUAUAUAUGUUACUUUUGUGAGAAAACCCCUAACAAGAACACCAGCCCAGUUUGGGUCAAGUGGAAGGUAUGAACCAAGCAAUGCUCAUGUUCAUGAUCAGACUCAUGUACCAUUAGAAGUUUUGAACGUCUUUGAAAAUAGCGUAGAGGACAAAACUGAACCAAAGUGAUUUCUUAAUUUAGUUGUAAUGAAAAAAGCGGAAUGUGGGAAUGCAAAAUUACUUUUCUUUACCGUUUGCACUUAAAUAAAAUCUAUUUCUAUCCAACUUCUCUUAACAGCAAGUACAUACCCCUAUUGUUUAACAAAGUACACCAUUCCCAUAUACAGUAUCAUCAUUACCUAAAGCCUUUUAAGCAGGGUAUUGCCUGCUAUAACGACAUAUUGCUGACAGCAAUUAAUUAGCCUAAUAUACAUGGAACAUUGUACAUUGUACAGUUUAAGUUUAGUUUACCAUGCACUUUUGUUUAAAGUUUUUAAUUUUUUUGGUACGGAAUAAACAAUUACACAAGAUAUAA